CAGCUGGAGGAGGAGGAGGGGGAGGAAGAGGAGGCAGGAGAAGGGGGAUGAUCUCGGCCUCUGCGGGUUGCUGUUGACCGGGCUGGCCGGCGGGUUCCCUUCGGCCCUCUCUCGGCUCUCCGACCAAGCUGUCGCGGCGGGCGGAGCGAUGCAGCACCCGGGUGCCCCCAAAGCUUCGCCUCCGCUGCAGCCUCUCUACGCUCCCAAUAACGGCGAUUUCACCUUCGUCUCCUCGGCCGAUGCCGAAGAUUUAAGUGGCUCAAUAGCAUCUACAGAUGUGAAACUCAACCUUGGAGGCGGAAAUGUGGAAUUUAUGAAAGAAUCUACAGCAACUACCUUCCUGAGGCAAAGAGGUUAUGGCUGGCUUUUAGAGGUGGAAGAUGAUGACCCUGAAGAUAACAAACCACUCUUAGAAGAAUUAGACAUUGAUCUGAAGGAUAUAUACUACAAAAUUCGGUGCGUCUUGAUGCCAAUGCCUUCUCUCGGAUUCAACAGACAAGUAGUAAGAGAUAAUCCUGACUUCUGGGGCCCUUUGGCUGUUGUCUUAUUCUUCUCAAUGAUCUCAUUAUAUGGACAAUUCAAGGUGGUAUCCUGGAUUAUAACUAUUUGGAUAUUUGGAUCCUUAACAAUCUUCCUGUUGGCCAGGGUUCUUGGAGGAGAGGUUGCAUAUGGUCAAGUUCUUGGAGUGAUUGGAUAUUCUUUACUUCCUCUUAUUGUAAUAGCACCUGUACUCCUGAUAGUUGGAUCAUUUGAAAUUGUUUCUACUCUAAUAAAACUUUUUGGAGUGUUUUGGGCUGCAUACAGUGCUGCUUCCUUAUUAGUUGGUGAAGAAUUUAAAACCAAGAAGCCUCUUCUGAUUUAUCCCAUCUUUUUAUUGUACAUUUACUUUCUGUCUUUAUAUACUGGGGUGUGACCAAAAUUGCUAGAUUUGAACAAGGACAUUUUGAUCACCAUGAAGACUGAACUGUUGGUGGAUAGAAAA
Molecule: messenger RNA, 982 nt
Organism: Pseudonaja textilis
Lineage: Eukaryota; Metazoa; Chordata; Lepidosauria; Squamata; Elapidae
Gene: YIPF4
Product: Yip1 domain family member 4
Biological process (GO): vesicle fusion with Golgi apparatus; endoplasmic reticulum to Golgi vesicle-mediated transport
Cellular component (GO): trans-Golgi network; membrane
Source: RefSeq, a predicted model, not a curated record